UAAACAACAAAACAAAUACACGUGAUGAAGUGACAAGUUUACUUGAUUAAUUAUAUACUAAUCUUUAAAUGGAUAAUUUAAUCCAGUUGUGUAAAAUUAGUUAAUGCAUAAUUUAUUGUAACAAUUUAAUUAUUAAACUUCCCUCGACAAUAUAAAAAGAUAUCUUGUUUUCCUCCCCAAAAAAAUCUCAUUGUUUACAUUAAAUUUUGUAAAUAAAAUUAUUAUUAAUCUUUAAAAAUCAAAAACUACAAAAUGCCGCCAGAACUUUUUGAUAAUGAAUUGAUUCAAUAUAAACUAACAGAAACGGAACAUGAUCUUGUUAGAUCAUUAAAUAUGAAUGAAGAUGAAACAUUUGUUGAACCAACUCCAGUAGUUUUCGUUGAAGGAUUUUUAGGUCCUGGAAAACCUGCUUAUUGGGGUCCACUUGAAAAAAUAUUUUCUUCUUCCGAUGAUAGAAAUAAUAAAAAUCAAAAAUUAAAAAAUAGACGAUGUAUUUAUAUUACUCCUGGUUGUGUAAGUUCUUUACACGAUAGAGCCAUCGAAAUUUUUUAUCAAAUUAAAGGUGGAAGAGUUGAUUAUGGUGAAGAACAUUCUAAAAAAUAUGGUCAUUCUCGUUAUGGUCGUGAAUACCCAGGGUUAUAUCCGGAAUGGAGCGCGUCCAAACCAUUACAUUUUCUUGGCCAUUCUCUUGGUGGUGUAACCAUUUGGAAACUCCAACAGUUAUUGGCUAGUGACAUUUUUCCCAAUUACCUUAAUCCACAUCCUGAUAUGAUACUUUCUCUUACUGCAGUAUCUUCUCCAUUAAAAGGAAGCCAAAGUGUAUAUCUUUUAGGAGCCACAACUGAUUCAACUGGAAAAGUUCGUCCUUUCUCUUUCGGUGCAUGGCUUGGUAGACUCGUUCAUAUUUAUGAGUAUUUAGAUAUUAAAUGGUUAAAAAGUAUAACUUAUGAUUUUAAUGUAGAUCAUUGGAAUUUAAGUUUUCGUAAAAAUUGGGAUUUUUCUUCAUUAUUACCUUGGAAUAUCAAAAAAGCUACCAACACUUUAAUAGAAGAAAAGAAUGAAUUGAUGCAAGAAACGGCAAAUUCAUUGUGUUUAACAUAUGGUUUAUUACAAUGUUUGUAUAAAAGCCCUUGGUUUAAUUGUGUAGAUAACGCUCCUUAUGAUAUGACUAUACAUGCUAUGAAAGAACUUAAUGUUACAAGUAAAACUUUCGAAAAAACAUUUUAUAGGACUUAUGUCGCGUCUAUUACGUGUGAAGAUCAUGUAACAAACUAUCAUCAACCGAAAUUUUCAUUUUCUCUUCCAAUUCCAAUUUACUUUCUCUCCAAAUAUACUGGAAGUUUCAAAUUUCCUGAAAAUACACCAGAUCCACCAAUUUCAUAUGAAGAAAUGUAUAAAUGGUAUGAAAAUGAUGGAAUAUGUCCAAAAUAUUCCCAAGUACAUCCUCAUCAUGAUUGUUCACCAGAUAAAUGUAAACAUCAAAAAGGAUUACCCGAAGGCGCUGCUUUGUGUAAAAUUGAAGCCGGUAUAUGGGACGUUUGGGAAAAUGACAAUACUUCUCAUUUUGGUCUCAUAUCUGUUUGUUAUGAAUCACAUAAACAAAAAUUAUUUUUUAAAGGUUAUAAAGAAUAUUUAGAUCAAAUAGAUAAAUUAUAUAACAGGUAACAUGUGGUACACGAUAUUUUUUUCUUGAUAAAUUUUCUUCAAACUAUAAUUAAUAUAGCUUAUGAUCAUUUGGCAUACAAGUUUUAAUAGAAUAAAAAAAUUUUAUGCAUAGACAUGUCAAAAUAUAAA
Messenger RNA from Rhizophagus irregularis DAOM 181602=DAOM 197198, 1794 nucleotides. RefSeq lists its product as uncharacterized. NCBI's taxonomy places the organism in Eukaryota, Fungi, Glomeromycota, Glomeromycetes, Glomerales, Glomeraceae. The record is from RefSeq and is a predicted model, not a curated record.